Oppiella nova is the source of this 257-nucleotide messenger RNA. The record is from the annotation of a GenBank genome assembly. NCBI's taxonomy places the organism in Eukaryota, Metazoa, Arthropoda, Arachnida, Sarcoptiformes, Oppiidae.
CGAAUGUCACAAUACAUAAGAAAAUAGGUGACAGACAUGUCUUCCAGUGCAAGGCGUUGGGUCUUCCCGUUCCCAAAAUUAUAUGGAUUUUGCCAAACGGCGAUGUAUUGAACGACACGUCAAAUCAGAUCCAUAUUCAGCUGAAAACACCGGGAAGUCUGCGAAUGUUUCACUUAAAGCCAAAGGACUCCGGAAUUUACAAAUGUAUGGCUGAGAACAGACACGGAAUCGCGUUGUCGUCGAUGGAAAUGCUGGUC